UGUGACUGCCAUUCAAUUUUCCCAGGUUUGAGUGAUAUAAUGUAAUUUAGGUUCACAUUCAAUACUAAAUAUAAUGAACUGAAUAACAGGCUAUUAGUUAAAAAUCACAUUUUAUAUUAUUAGCGACUAGUUUGUUCCUUUAUUAGACUAUACAAACAUUAAAUGCAAUUUACCAGUUUCAGUGUAUCUUGUGGAUCUAGCGGCUUGGAGAAAGACAGUAUGUGUCUAGAAGAAGUCCUGACUGGUGUAGGCAUAUUUAACGACUUUUGAUGAGGUAUGCACUGGUUCCUUUAAUCUAUUUAAGCUGUCAUUGUUAUGGCUUGGUCGAAGCAAGGAGAAAGAAGCUGUGGAUCUAAAUGCAGCCAGUCUUUAUUUACAAAAAUAAUCAAGAUAAUCCAAGGAAUAAGGAAAAAGCCCAAAGGAGGAAUUCAAACGUAACAACUUUAAUUUAAAACACUUAAAAAAAAAAAAAAAAAAAAUGUAGUAUUGUACAUUCAUUCCUCCCAAUUUUCAGAACUUUCCAGGUUGUCACCCUACCUAUGAUUGCUCAUUAGAGGUAGAAGUGAUGAUUCACAUAACCAGGAGUUCUUCAGUGUGGCAGAUAGUUUGGUUACUUCACAUUAGCCCACAUAAGUUAAACAUUCAUAUUCUUCUGAUAGCUGAAAUCAUGGGGGCCCCCUGAAAGCCAGGGACCUCAAGAAUCAUCACCACCUUUCUCCCCUGUAGCAAUGACUCUGCCUGUCCUAUUAGUUCAUUGGCUACAUUCAAAAUCAUUCAUCCAUAUUAAUUAUGUCUAUAAAAAUGCAAAUACAGUAUCAGGUCAUUUGCAUUGGUAGGUGCAGAGGAGUCUUUGGGAUGCUUCUCUUUUUUUACACACUCCUGCUUUUCCACCACCUUCAAACAAUGGUGGAAAACACACUUUGCAGAAUAAUGGGAGAAACUAAGUACCCGCUGCUUUCCAGGGAUGGAGAAGUAACUAUUGGAGGAAUUUUUGCAGUUCACAGUAAACUAACAUCAUCUUCAUUCGAGUUUACACAAAAACCUCAGCCUCUAUCAUGUUCUAGUGUAAAUAUAAGAGAUUUCCGGAUGGCUCAAAUCAUGAUUUUUGCAAUUGAGGAAAUUAACAGAAGUGAGACUUUGCUCCCAAAUGUUUCUGUUGGCUACCAAAUUUAUGAUAACUGUGGUUCAAGACUGUUUUCUAUGAAUUCAACCAUGGCAUUGCUGAAUGGUCAUGAGUUUGCAGCAGAAGGCAGAUGCAAUGGACAAUCAAUUAUUCAUGCUAUCAUAGGAGAAUCAGAAUCUUCUGCCACAGUGAUUCUGUCCAGAACUACAGGACCUUUUAAAAUUCCAGUGAUAAGUCAGUCAGCCACAUGUGAAUGUCUCAGUAAUAGGAAAGAUUACCCUUCUUUCUUCAGGACUAUUGCUAGUGAUUACCACCAGAGCAGAGCACUCGCAUACAUAAUCAAGCACUUUGGCUGGUCUUGGGUAGGAGCUGUGAACACCGACAAUGACUAUGGAAACUAUGGAAUGGCCAUAUUUCUGAAAAUAGCCCAGGAGGAGGGAAUUUGUGUGGAGUACUCUGUGAAAUUCUACCGAACAGAGACUGAAAAACUCAAAAAAGUGGUAGACAUAAUAAAACAAGGCACUGCAAAAGUGAUCAUUGCAUUUCUUACCAGUUUUGAGAUGAGCAAUCUCCUUGAGCAGCUAAGUAUUCAGAACAUUACAGGCCUCCAAAUGAUUGGUGUGGAAGCAUGGAUAACUGCAAAGAGUUUGAUCAUUACAAAAAGUUUUAAUUUUCUGGGAGGGUCAUUGGGGUUUGCAGUCAGAAAAAUCAAUGUUGAAGGGUUUUCAGAUUAUGUUAUAAAUGCAUUCUGGGAUACAGCUUUUCCAUGCUCACAGAUUGAGGGGAAUUCUUCUCAAUAUGCAUUAAAUUGCAGCAUAUAUCAGGAUCUACUCGAGCUGAAAACCUACAAUGAAGAUGUGCCAGAACAAAGAUAUGCAAGCAAUGUCUACAAAGCAGUUUAUGCUGUGGCUCAUUCACUACACAAUAUACUAAAAUGUAGAGAACAAAAAGGUUGUGAAAAAGGCCUGAGAAUACAACCACAGGAGGUGGUUGAGGCUCUGAAAAGUGUAAAUUUCACCGUAAAAUUUGGAGAUCAUGUGUGGUUUGACAACACUGGAGGCGUAGUAGCCCAGUAUGAAAUUGUGAACUGGCAGCAGAAGUCUGAUGGAUCAGUCCAAUUUAAACCAGUGGGAUACUAUGAUGCCUCACUACCUCCUGACCAACGCAUUGUACUUAACACUGAAAACAUAAUAUGGGCUGGAGGACAGCUGGAGAAGCCAAGGUCUAUGUGCAGUGAGAGCUGUCCUCCAGGCACUAGGAAGGCUGCACAGAAAGGAAGACCUGUCUGCUGUUAUGACUGUAUUCCAUGUGCAGACGGAGAAAUCAGUAAUGAGACAGAUUCAAAUAACUGCAAGCAGUGUCCAGGUGAAUACUGGUCUAAUGCUGAGAAAAAUAAAUGUGUGUUAAAGGAUGUAGAGUUUCUGUCAUUUACAGAAGUUAUGGGUAUUGUGCUAGUCUUUUUCUCACUGUUUGGAGUAGGAUUAACUGUGUUGGUGGCCAUUCUGUUUUACAGCAAGAAGGACACCCCAAUAGUAAAAGCCAACAACUCAGAGCUGAGCUUCCUGCUGCUCUUCUCAUUGACUCUGUGUUUCCUCUGUUCACUUACUUUCAUUGGUCAGCCCACUGAGUGGUCCUGUAUGUUGCGUCACACAGCGUUUGGGAUCACUUUUGUCCUCUGUAUCUCCUGUGUUCUGGGGAAAACAAUAGUGGUGUUAAUGGCCUUCAAGGCUACACUUCCAGGAAGUAAUGUCAUGAAAUGGUUUGGACCUUCACAACAACGACUCAGUGUUCUUGCCUUUACACUUGUACAGGUUAUUAUCUGUGUGCUUUGGCUAACAAUAUCUCCCCCAUUUCCCUAUAAAAAUAUGAAAUAUUAUAAGGAAAAGAUCAUUCUUGAGUGCAGUCUUGGUUCGAUUAUAGGUUUCUCUACUGUUCUUGGUUAUAUUGGCCUACUGGCUUUCUUGUGCUUCAUUUUGGCUUUUCUGGCUCGCACACUGCCUGAUAAUUUCAAUGAAGCUAAAUUCAUCACAUUUAGCAUUCUAAUAUUCUGUGCUGUAUGGAUCACAUUUAUCCCAGCUUAUGUCAGUUCUCCUGGAAAGUUUACUGUAGCUGUUGAGAUAUUUGCCAUUUUAGCAUCAAGUUUUGGUUUACUGUUAUGCAUAUUUGCACCUAAAUGUCAUAUCAUCUUGUUUAAGCCUGAAAAAAACACAAAGCAGCAUAUGAUGGGGAAAGUACCAUCUAAGUCAUAUUAAGAAAUGAAAUAGCUAUUUAAAAAAAAAAAAUAAAUAACAGUUAAACUAAACAAUUGAGUAUCCUGCAGCUAUAAAGUGAUAUCCAUAGACAGAAGAGAAAAAGCAAAGAUCACAUUGCUCAAAGUUUUGAUUUAUGCAGAAAAAAAGAAGGUUGACCAUAUGAGUACAUCAUUUAAUUUGUACAUGAUGUCCCCAGUUUGACCCAGACAUACAUUAUGAGCAAACUCAAUUGCAUUAGAGGAGUAAGAAAGGGUCUGUGAUUUUUAUUUUUGGGUAAUUGCUGUUUUUCUAUUUACACUAUUUAAAGUCAGCAUCUUUAUUUCCCUAUUAUGAAAUGAAACAUCUUCCCGAUCUAGAAAAAAAAUGUGAUAAGACAAGAUUUUGUCCAUCAGAAACUGAUAGGAUUGUUGUUUGGUAAUUGCUGGAGGGGAUGGAUUAUUGUCCAGCUUUGAAACUGGUGCACACAUCAUAGGGAAAUGGAAAGUUAAUGUUAGGGCACUUUUUUGUUGUUGUUGUUGUUGUUGUUGUUUUUUUUUUUAAUAAUGAUGUACAUGGAUAAAUCAUUUAUAAUAAACAUUGUAUUAAAAAAAAAAAAAAAAAAAAAAAAAAUUUUGAUUUCAUGGUGACUUUAAAGAAAACAUGAAACAGAUACCUGUAGUAUGACAAUCCUGUGUAAAAAAAGAAGAUAUUUUCCCAGUACAGUACAAAUUCUGCUGUCAAAUAAUGGAGACAACAUUCUCUUUCACAUUAAAUUUAAUAAUUAUUCAUGUCUCAUCUAAAGAAAAACAGGAACCAGGAACUAAUGGCAUGUCUUCUAGAGGUCGCUAACCAUGGCUUUAACAUCCAGAUAAACACUU
Megalobrama amblycephala (Wuchang bream) is the source of this 4232-nucleotide messenger RNA. RefSeq names its product extracellular calcium-sensing receptor-like. Gene Ontology annotation, cellular component: membrane. Gene Ontology annotation, molecular function: G protein-coupled receptor activity. The transcript is spliced from 6 exons. The record is from RefSeq and is a predicted model, not a curated record. NCBI's taxonomy places the organism in Eukaryota, Metazoa, Chordata, Actinopteri, Cypriniformes, Xenocyprididae. Bases 790 to 3375 code for a protein of 861 amino acids. Gene Ontology annotation, biological process: G protein-coupled receptor signaling pathway.